AUGCCGCGUGGUGACUUGUAUAACUUCUUGAAGAUAAGGGACGCCAUAGAUUCUGUGGGUGAGAAAGUGAACUUAAUCGGCGUCGUCCUCGAGUGUGGUUUCCCUAGGAAAACCAAGGGCACUGAUUGGUUUUGUUCGGUCCGUAUAAUUGACGAGACGCAUCAGGAUCCUGGGUUACCAGUUAACGUUUUUACACAAACUAGGCAUCAACUUCCCCGUAUUUUGUCGGUUGGAGACAUAAUUCAGUUCCAACGCGUUUCGAUGAAAAUUCAUGAUGAUAAGAUAAAUGCUGUUUUUUACAAGAAGUACUCUAGCUUUGCAAUAUAUGAAGGAAGGGAUGGUAGAAAUUUAGUUCCUUACCAAACUUACGAAACAUUUCGCGAGAAAGACCUAGACAAGAAUUUUGUGAUAGACUUGAGAAGAUGGUUGCAGAAUUUUCAGUUUGAUGAAGGUGCAAAUUAUUUCUCAUUGAUCAGAGAAAUUAAUGGAGGUGAAAGCUUUAAUUUGGUUUGUAAAAUAAUUCAUAUCCAUGAGGGUGCUGGAAAUGAAUGGAUGGCCUUUGUUUGGGAUGGAACUGAUGCUCCACCAUCCAAUAUUCUUCAAAAGCUUGAAGAUGAAAUGCAUCACCCACUUCCCCUACAUCUGGAAUCACUGCCUUUGUCAAGAGAUACCUUAUGUAGCUUUCCUUCUGUCGGAACUGUCUUAAGAGUGGUAUCUCAAGACAUUGAACAUGACAACCUUCGCUUGCUAAAAACUGGGGAGUGGGUAAAACUUUUGAAUUUGCUAUGUGAAGUGCAUGCAGGGUUAUGGCGUUGUGUGUUGACAGCGUUCACAAAGCUUCGAUAUACACCAAAUGAGGACCGUCUCAAAAUUGAGCGGCAAAGGUUAUAUGAUGAAAGAUUAUCACGAAGUCCGCAAAGUUUAAGGCGGAUGCCAUUUUGGAGCUUACCUUGGCCUUCUCAAGUGACAGAGGUUGAUGGUGAUGAUGAUGAUGACCAUGCGAUAUUUCUUACCUUAAUGGAUGUCCUCACAAGUUCAGAGGUUACAGCCAGUUUCAAGUGUGUAGUUCGAGUCAUAGCAGCUUUCCCAUGGCAGGCUAAGGACUUCUGCUUUCCUGCUGGGAUUGACAGAAUUAGGCUGACUCUGGAGGACUCAACUGCUAGAAUUCAUGCUUUCUUGUAUGCAGAAGAUGGGGUGAAGUUUUUUGAUGGCCAGUCCUCUGUUAAGGCAUUGGAGAGCAAACUUAAUGCAUUGUUAGGAGUGAUUGCAGAUAAUGAUGGGGAGCAAAAUGACACUCGCAGAAAUCCCCCAUGGGUACAAAUUUGUCUAAAAUCUCAAAGUGACAAAUCGGGAAGUAGGCACUACCGGAUUUUUAGCACCAAGCUGGUGGCCUGA
Prunus armeniaca (apricot) is the source of this 1395-nucleotide messenger RNA. Lineage: Eukaryota; Viridiplantae; Streptophyta; Magnoliopsida; Rosales; Rosaceae. The record is from the annotation of a GenBank genome assembly.